This is a messenger RNA of Hydractinia symbiolongicarpus, 615 nucleotides long. RefSeq lists its product as uncharacterized. The record is from RefSeq and is a predicted model, not a curated record. Bases 147 to 539 code for a protein of 130 amino acids. The transcript is spliced from 2 exons. Lineage: Eukaryota; Metazoa; Cnidaria; Hydrozoa; Anthoathecata; Hydractiniidae.
UAUUAGGAUAGAAUACAAAAUUUUGCUACGUUUUGUUUUUAAGACCAUAAGUUUUUACAUAAGUUGAACAUGUGUUAACCCGAUGUUUUUGUAACCGUAGACGAAAUUAUAUACUGAAAGUUUUAUAAAACGUCGUGACCGUAUGAAUGAUGAGAUAUAAUGCUAUGUUUGUUUCUGAAGUUGGGAAGAUGAAAACGUUGGUGCAUUUUUUAAUAAUACUUCUUCAUCUGCAAAGCAUCAGAACAAAUGUAAUACCCUCAAAUAGCGCUACUCAUAACGAAUUAGACAGCUCAAACAGAACUUUAUAUAUUAAAACUUCAACAACCCAAGGAUUUUCAACAACUCAAGAAUCUUCAACGACCCCAGGACCUUCAACGACUUCACAAGCUAAAGAACAGGAUCCUGACGAUCAUGAUUCAGUUAUAGCGAAGAGGGCAUCACUUAUUGUGGCUUUAGGAUUUGUGCCUGGUACCAUAUGUUUAUACAUUUUAUGUACCUUCGUACCACGCUGGUUUGAAAAGUAUUAUGAAAAUUCAUAACAUUUUAUUACAAAAAAUAUUUGUAUACUUUUUAAAUUCUGCAGUUUUGUUAUUGAAUGUAAUAUUACACAUCAGA